Messenger RNA from Trypanosoma cruzi, 345 nucleotides. RefSeq lists its product as uncharacterized. The record is from RefSeq and is a predicted model, not a curated record. The transcript has a single exon. The coding region runs from base 1 to 345 and encodes 114 amino acids. NCBI's taxonomy places the organism in Eukaryota, Euglenozoa, Kinetoplastea, Trypanosomatida, Trypanosomatidae.
AUGCGUAGCAGAGAUGGUGAGCUGGGUGCUGUGUGCCAUGUGGCCAGUGCGGUGCACACAUGUAGCAACUGUGCUGCCAGCUGUGCAACGAAAGAGGAAUGGGCCACCGUUGCCUUCACGAUGAAUGUGACGACACAUAAAUACGCCGGCCCUUACGAAUUGUGGUGGCGUCAAUUUUCCCCCGAUGGAGCCAUCCAUCCGCCUGCACGGAGCAGCGAUGCUGACCGGACGGGCAUCCGUCAGUUGCCGCCACCCCGUGAAGGGAAGGAUGACACAAAAUCUGGUGGGACAACUGCGCCGCAAGUUAAUGCUGAGCCGUCACGUCAACACGAGGAUUGGCGAUAG